UCAUUGAAAACUUGUCUAAUUCAUUGUAUUUGUGUUAAAAAUAAUAAACAAUUAAAGUAUUACAUAGAAAAUAUUUUAAAAGGUGGUUGUGCCUACCCCCCCCCCCCCCUCCUCGCGGCCAAACGGCAAAGCAAACUUGUAUUUUUAUUUCGUUGCUCUCGGAAACUAGAAAAGUGAUUGUAAUUUUUGACUAUAAAACAUUAAUUUUGUCAAUUCGUAUUGCCAAGAUCAUGUCGGGCGAAGAACAUAAUAUUGACACCGAUGAAAGUGAAGAUGAUGAAGAAAAAAUGGAUGAAGGAGAAGAAGUUUCCAGAAAUUUGGAUGCAGAUGAAGUAGACAUUGAUCUGACUCACUGCAGAAUUAAAAGAAUUGAAAAUUUUGAUCAUUUAACAUCUGUUGAAACCCUUUGCUUGAGAAAUAACUUAAUAAAAAAGAUUGAAAAUCUUACCAUGCUUACUACUUUAAGGGAGCUGGAAUUAUAUGAUAAUCAGAUAACAAAAAUUGAAAAUCUUGAUGUAUUAGUGAAUCUAGAAAUUCUGGAUAUUUCAUUUAACAGAAUUACUAAAAUUGAAAAUUUAAGUAAUUUAGUAAAUUUAAGGAAGUUGUUUUUAGUGAACAACAAAAUCACUAAAAUAGAAAAUUUAAAUCAUUUAGAAAGUUUGGAAAUGUUGGAGUUGGGUGCAAAUAAAAUAAGGGUAAUUGAAAAUCUAGAGGGAUUGAAAAAUUUGACCAAUUUAUUUCUUGGGAAGAAUAAGAUUUCAAAAAUUCAGAAUUUGGAAUCUUUGGAAAAUCUAGAACUCUUGAGCUUACAGAGCAACAGAAUUACAAAGAUUGAAGGAUUGGACAGUUGUUUGAAACUUGAGCAUUUGUAUUUGAGUCAUAAUGGAGUCAAGGAAAUGGAAGGAUUGCAAUGCAAUGUGAAAUUAAAGACGCUUGAUUUAACGAGUAAUAAAGUUAAAAGAAUCAGCAAUUUAGAACAUCUUGAAGAGCUUGAAGAGUUUUGGUUUAAUGAGAAUGCAAUUGAUUCCUGGGAAAGCUUGGAUGUCUUAAAGAAGUUCAAGAAUCUUGAAACUGUUUACCUAGAAAAUAACCCAAUUGCAUGUGAUCCAAUGUACAGAAAAAAAAUCAUGCUUUUGGUUCCUUGGGUCAAGCAGAUAGAUGCAACAAUGACCAAUGCAUAAGUUGAAUGCUUCAAACUUGAUGGCGGUGAUUGUAUUUUUUGAUUCUGCAUUUAAUUUUAAACGAUUGUAUAUUUCAUCAUCUAAUGUCAGUUCAUUUAACUUUCACUAUCUUUUAAAUAUCAAUUUAAAAUUGCUAAAAUUUUGUUCAUCUUAUGUCUAAAAUGUGGCUAAGUGUUAUUACCAAAAAAGGGUUGAUGCAUUAAGCUGUCAAAUGUGUAAAUAAAUUUGUUCUUCUCU
Molecule: messenger RNA, 1418 nt
Organism: Uloborus diversus
Lineage: Eukaryota; Metazoa; Arthropoda; Arachnida; Araneae; Uloboridae
Product: protein phosphatase 1 regulatory subunit 7-like
Exons: 10
Coding region: 231-1181 (316 amino acids)
Molecular function (GO): protein binding
Source: RefSeq, a predicted model, not a curated record